AUGCUGCAUCAGUGUUUUUUUAGACGGUUUCGGAAAGCUGUUACUGCCUUCCCUGAGUCGUUUACAAAAACUCCGCUGCUGUAUCUACGAUGUCGUGUAAAUGGAGAAGAAAUGCUCGCUUUAGUUGACACAGGCAAGCGAAUGUUGUUCAGGCUUCAUGCUACGCUGAAUCAUUGCGUUCGGAAGCUUCCUCUAAUUACAAUGAUUUGUUCAGGCGCUCAGACAUCCAUCAUUUCCAUGAACGCAGUGAAGAAAUGUGAUUUGGUUGAUGCGAUUGAUGACAGAUUUCGUGUUAUGGCAAAUGGUGUUGGUGGCACACGGUCGUCGCUCGGUCGAAUUCUCGCAUGUGACGUGCAAAUAGAUGGAAUGAACAUACUCUGUUCAUUUGAUGUGCUCGCUUCCGACGUUCAGGAUGCCGAUGUUAUUAUUGGUCUUGACGUACUUACCAAGAAUCAGGCCGUUAUCAAUAUCUCGGAGCGAACAAUACGAUUUGGUAAUCUUGGAAACGCUUCAUUUGUUGCAGCUGAGGAGGCCGAGAACCUGAAACCAUUUGCCGAAACAACUAAAUGA
Messenger RNA from Cooperia oncophora, 570 nucleotides. The record is from the annotation of a GenBank genome assembly. Lineage: Eukaryota; Metazoa; Nematoda; Chromadorea; Rhabditida; Trichostrongylidae.